AUGUCGUUCACGCCAGUGGUUGAGCACUGGAUCAGCUCCCGUUGGAGCCGCAUCCGCCCCUGUGCCGGAGGUGUCGUUGGAGGGGAAACGGAGCUGACGGGGAAGGUUGAGACGCACAUGGCGGAGAAGCCGCGUCGUCACACGCCGUCCAUCGAGGCCCAGCGCGAGAGGACGACGCCCGGAGCAGCGGCGCCACCAGGACACGCCACCGCGCGCCGCGCCCUGGAACAGCCACAAAGGCGGCUGCCCAGCUGCUGCCGCGGCAGGCCACCACGCACGAGAGGCCUCCACCGCACCGGCUCCCUGAGCACGGAUCCAGGUAGGCAGGACCCGGAUCCGGCCAUGGAGGGCGUGGAUCUGCCCAUUCCGGCCACACCGGCCGCCGACCACCAUGGAGAGAGCAAGCUCGGAAGGAGGAAAGGGGAAGAGAGUGGAGGGAGCAGGGGAUUGCAGACAGCAGCCUUGUUGGGCGCCGCCGCGGGCCGCCGCCGCCGCUCUCCAGUGAGCAGCGACGGCGGCCGAGGGCUUGCUCCGUCGAGGGAGUUUUCCGGCCACCGGUGGUGUAUCGCCCCCGACUCGCCUGUGCGACGACGCGGGGGCUGGGAGAAGAUCCCUCGCCUCACCACGAUGACAAAAAACUCUCUUCAACAAUUUACUAAAUAUGUUUUCCAAAAAUCUGGAGUUGUCAUCGACUUGAUCCGCGCGCUUACUUCUACACGCGCGUACUCCGUCGCGCAUCUGCCCCCCGCGCCGUCUCUCUUCGUUCCCGCGAGUUGCGUGAAACUUCCCCGUGUUAUCCCCUCCCACCGUCGUUCAUCAGUCCUUCCUGCGGAGGCGGCCAAGCGCUCGUCGGCGCUGGUCUCGGAGACGGCGAAGAAAUCCAAGGAGAUCUUCUCCGAGACCGCCUCCAAGUCGCGGGAGAUCGCCGCCGAAGCCACCAAGCAGGCCGACCUCCUCGCCGGCCAGAUCAAGCACCUCGCCUCCGACCUCCCCGUGCCCUCGAUCCGGCCCGUCCCCGCGGUCCCGCCUAUCACCGCCGCCGCCUCGUCGGAGCCCGACGCCGCCGAGCUUGAGCGCUACGGCAUCACCGACGACCUCUGCGAGUUCGUCAAGGGCAUGACCAUAAGCACCUUCCGCGACUUCCCACUGCAAGAUGAGCCGGAGAUGUCUGAUGUGCCAACGGUAUCGAAUGUGCGUCAGGAUCUGAACAGGCAUGCCACACUUGUCCUCUUGACAGUCAAGGUUUUCUCAUCAUCAAAUAUCUCCAUUCACUAAACAUCGUUUUGAUGCAUUUGUUUGUGUCAUUGCGGAUUAGUCUGUGCUCCAGUUGAUAGAUUGGUGAGUGGUGAUGAAUCUAAGUAUGAAAGGCCAUACAGUACAGAUUUACUCAUUUGCAAGUAUGAUUAAGUAUGUACGCAUUUACUACUGUGAUGGCAAAGUUGUAGAAGGCUGAGUUUAUAGUGAGUACACAAACUUCAAUCGACUAUCUACUUCUGAGUUUGAUGCAUCAAGAGACAUAGAAAACUUCAAGCUGCUGUCAAGCUGAUGACAAUGUCCUGCUAACCUUCGUGGAGACGGCCAGGCGUCACGUACGGAGCUGCUGCUGACGAAAUCGCUGGGAGUUCCUGCGACCGGUGGCCAGCGUCUCGCAUGGAGCCGCGGCAGCGUUGAGACGUCGGGAGAACGCGGCGGCUUCACGCACAGGACACGGGGAUAGAUGGAUCAUUGGUAGUUGGGGUGUGGGCCUUCUUUUUUUUUAAAAAAAAAUUGGCAAGUCCAAAUGACAAACUAUUGGAGAUGGUUAUUUUUUUCACUUGCCAAAUCUUUAACCAAGUUGCCAAAACUCAAAAUAUGGCAAACAAAUUUUAGCAAACUAUUAGAGAUGCUUAACUGGUGGAAAGAUCAUGUUUCAAAAUUCAUGUUAUAUUACAAAGUUAGAUAUCAAAAUUCAUAUUUCAAUUGUUUGCUAAAUUUUAUAUUGUUCACUUUUGUUUAUGUGUACACAUUUUCCUCAACUUUUAGCAAGUUUGGUAAUUGAUGGAAUUUGUAUAUGUACACACUAUGCUAUUUUACAUAGUUACUUUUUUUUGAACAAAUUUGUGAUUUGCUAAGUAUAACCGUGAAGGUUGUGUUGGCUGUUGUAAAGAAUUAUAUUUGAAACGUGACCCUCUCAGAAACUCCGGACUUUGUACAAACUACAAUUUGUACUUCUAUAUUAAGGCAAAGUGAAUGCUUUCAUUAUGACAUGUCAAAUAUUUCAUAUGAUGAGAACAAUGCUUAGAGUUAAUUUGUUUUUGCCCGUAGCAAUGCAUCUUAGCCAUAUAUAAAAAGAGACAUUAGAGGAAAACUGAAAGAUUUUAUGAUAAUAACACUGAUUUAUAAAACUAUUUGACUAAUAAUCCAACAGUGAAUAACACAAGUACUGCAUGAAACAAACAGAAAGUAUAGUUUGCUAAAUUAAAAAAAAAUCGCCAGUAGUACAGUACGACAAAUAGAUGACUAAGCUAUAACAGCUACUAGAAUGACACCAAAGUAAAACAAAGCAGGAUCAUACACCGAUUUGCAAUGGCAAACACAAGCUUGAUGGCAUGGCAAAUUGGGGUUGAUUAAAAGUCACUUGGCUUCGCUCGCACCACAGAAUUCGAAGCAUUGGCGGCUCAUCUACGUGCUAACACGCGUCGCUGCAUCUUUUACAAAAAGGUCCUCUACCUUUUAGAAAAUCAACCUGCGGUCUAUGCUAAACCUUGCAAUUUUGCAGAAACCCCCGCUCCCACCUUGCACUGCAGCCUGCCCCCAACCUCCCGAUCCCUCUCUCCUUUCUCUCCUCUCCUCGCUCCCACAUCGGCGUUUGGGUGGCGCCCCAAACCCUAGCCGCCACAACAUCUUCCCUAAGCUCCCAUCCGCCUCGCCGUGUUCCCGCACCAGCGUCUUGGGCGGCACCCAAAACCCUACCCGCCGCCGCUGCUGCCGCCGCCGCCUCUUUCCUCCUCACCACUCUACCUUGCCAUGUUGGUGGAGCGCAUCUGGACUGUGGAGGUGGCAGCAUGCUACGCCAUAUCAACGAGGAAAGCAACCCUAGCUCCGGCCUUCCCCUCAAUCCAUGAAGGAAGGCAGCAUCCCACCGUCUCCAGCGACAACCAUGCCUUACCACCUCUCCUCAGCUCCCUUUACUUUCUCUGAUUCAAUGGUUAACUUCUAGCCAGUUGCAACUCCGAUAACUCCUCGGUCGAAUCCACUGGUUGCAUGGUUGGAUCCGUCGCCUAGGUGGCCAGAUCCAUCGCCUGAUCUGUCCUUAUGCCUCGGUCAUGGAGUUGUAAGUAGGCUCUCAGCACUAGAGAUGCAGUGACUGCGGUGGUACUGAUCUGGCGUCUUUCUUUGAGUGUUUGAAGCAUAAUAGUAGUGACAUUUUUACCAUGUUUCAUUGCAGCCCACGACUACAGAUGCAAGCAUCAAUACAAAUUCUCCUCGCCAUUUGAUGGCCAAGAUCCUGAAAUCUCUUCUGGAUGUUGGUUUGGUCGGUUGUUGGGCUUUUUCAGUUUGUGUGUUUAAGUUGCAUGCUUAGUUAUGGAUGUCUCAUAUAUUUCUCAUCUGCAGCAUAAACAAACAUUCUGGACGCAACAUGAAAGUCUCGGAUUGCUUAUUGCCAUAAUCUCUGUUUGGCAGUGAAAAAACUUAUUACUAUAUUAGUCAACCAGAUAUUUUGGUGAACUAUCUAAAUGACACCCGCUUCAUGGCAUCCGUGGUUAAAUAUUGUCCUAGGGUAAAAAAAUGGGAUUUUUCAUUUCCUUUGAAAAUUAAGACAUGUAAGAUACUUGGUUGCUCCUUUUUUGCGUAAUAUGCAUGUCUCUACGUAUAAAUAUAUGUAUUUAGAUUUUAGCUAUCACAAUCCAUAUAAUGAAGUGUGAAUAAUGGCUUGAUUUCUUUAAUUCAUUGUAGGGAUUUUAAAAUUGUGUCCUUUGUAUUUUCUGCUAUAGAAUGCAGCUGAGAGUUUGGUUUGAGUGGAUCUGAUGCAUAGUUCUGUCAGUAAAAAUUGAGUAUCUAAUUCUUGAAGGUUAAGCCUAUAGUUAUUUUGCCUUAUGUGAAGUGUAUGUGAAGUGAGUGAGAGUAGUGGUUAGAUCACAGAAAAUAAACCCCUACUUGAACUGUUAUGAUUUGACAUACAUGCUGUGAUUGAUUUGAAAUAAUAGAGUAAAGAGAGAAUUCUAAAUUUAGGACAGGACAUAUGAGAAGGUUUGAUCACUUCUAACCCCCUUUUCAUUUUUUGAAACAGACAAACAGUGAUAUCCACUUGAAGGCUUCUUACCUUACACAUUGUUGCUAAGCUAUUACACCCUCCUGUAAAAGGUUUGAUGGAGUCAUGUCCCUUUCUAGGUAUAUCUGUUUUUAUCCUAAUAAUGUUUGGAGCGACUAAAAGGAGGAAAUGAUAUUAAAAAUAGUUCUACAUUCUUCUGUUCCUACAGAAAAAACUACAAGAUUGUGAUUCCUCUAUCUAGGUUCAAUAAACUGCUAUAGAUGCCUACUAUAAUCUAAUUUAACCGUUAUCUCCAAGUACUGCCUUCCAUUACUGGAGUUCUAAGCUCUGCUGGGCAAUAAAUAAACCCCUAUUUAGAUUGGAAUAGGUGCAAUUUCCUAUUAAGAUAUCACAUGUCGCUUUGAUCCUUUAGUUCAGAGCUAAUUUUUUCUGUUAACAUUAGUAAUAAUGCCACUAUAACUUUUUGUGGGGUUUAAUUACUUUUUCAAUGUUGCUUCAUGCCCUACUACUCUGUCAUUGUCGCUAUGACAUAUGAUGCUUUUCUUAUGCAUUGAUAUGUCAACAAAUCCAUUCACCCACUUAAUUAUAUACUGUGUUUGCCUAUUGGCAAGCAGUCCCAGUCUGCCGCCCAUGAGAGGCUGAAUUGCUCCAUCAAUCAUCUCCAUUCAAGAUUAUGUCUACUCUGAAUGAUCGUACUCCACAUGACUGAGAGGCUGCAAAAAGGAUCGCUAUAUAGUGAUUUUUUAAGUGGAUCUAUGAUUUUUACCUAUAUGUACCUACUGAUUAGUUUAAUUUUUGUUUUGAUAUCCUGCUCUCUUAGGUCAUUACUCAUUAGUGAAGGAUAGUGCAAGGUCGGAUUGGUGUCUUUGCUCACUGCUCUGAGCUUCCUAUCCAGGAUUUCCGAAGGCGUGUUCUUUUGGUUAUUGCUGCGUUUCUAAAGAAAUCUGCUAUACAUACAAAUUUGGAUUCGCUUUGAUAAUAAGGGGGCUAAGGUUUAAGUUACACUUAUGAGAUUAAUUUUCUUUAUAUGUGGGUCGUAUUGGUAUGACAUAUUACUAUUUUCAUCGUAAAGAUUCAGAUCCACUUUUCAGAUAAUGUUAUUGUUUUAGUAACCAGGUAACUUCUGAUUUCUAUCAAGGGUCUAUGACCUAUCCAAAAGAAAAGGAUUAAUUUGGACUAGGCUUGAGGUAUAUAUGACAAUUCAAUCUACAUAUUUAAUUUUAUUCUGGCAUCGCAUAGCAAACACAUAGGUACGCUAAUUUGGAUGUUGUGGUACUCCCGAUCAGUUAAGACUUAAAAAUCAGGUAUGCUCCAGUCUGGUUACUGACUCAGGCUGCACAUGCUGAGUUGAGAUAAAUUAUUGAGGAGGAGCACAUGCUGUUGAGAUGGGUUAGAUAUUUUUCAAACAAUGGAGAUCUAUGUAACAUACAGUUUGGUGGAUUAUGCUUGAACUUGUGCCCUUCUAAUUUAAGAAUUUGCUUGUGUUCUCAUAUUUUGUAUCUGGUGUACUGAUAUUAGGUUCUAGGUUUUUGUUCCUUGUGGCCACAUGAACGAGUAAUCCAAUACUUUUUUUAUUUUUUCCUAGAUAUUUCAGAAGUGGCAUCACUUGGGUAAUUCUUUGAUAUUUUCCUUUGUGUUUUUUUGCAUCCUUUGCUUAAAGCAUGGGCCUUGUUGGAGUAGAUUGCAGAAAAGCUAAUUUGCACAUCUUGUAAGAUGUCACUUUUCAAGGUACACACAGAUCAUCAACCUUUGAGUGGUUUUUGUAAAAAGAUGCACCAGGAAAUUUUGAAAACGGGUCUUCUUGUGGAUAUGAUUAUGCUAACCUUAGUACGCAUGAAUUCUGCAACUACCUUUUCAAUUUGAUGUAGCAGGGCAUUGUUUUAAAUUAUAUAGACUUCGAAAGCUUUUUUACAUAUUAUAUACAUGAUUCUGUGCAACGAGCUAUCAUUUGUGGCUCUUACAUCCUGGUUAUGUAUAUUACCGUUUAUUUUCUUUAUCAUUGUCUCUUUUGAUGCUAAGCGCAAAAACUUUAGCACGAGUGGCCUGAAAAUAGAACUGCACAAUGGAUGUGGUUUUUUUAUUGUUGCCUUUACUGUCUAAAACUGUGGCUCUAUGAAUAUCCAGCAAUAUUUGUAGAUGUAUGUGCUUGGAUCUUAGUGUUACCAUCUAAUUAUCAUAGCUACACAAUUCACAAAGUCAUGUUUACCGGGAGAUAAAAAAAGUUGUUUGGAGUUUAUUAGCAUUAUUUAUUUGCGCACUAUAUAAAGAAAGCUAAUAAUAACCAUCAAGUUAUUUUGCAGUGUCCACUUUCUCAAAUUCUGCUGCUGGACUAUUGCUUUUUGUGUGUACGGGUAAAAACUAAGCGAAAUGUUUAAUGUGUUGCGGUCAUAGUCUUUAGAUGAUCCAAGACCAAGUAGAUUUCGGUGUGACAUAACUUUGUGUAAUGGUCAUUCUACUUCUCAUACGCUAAACCCACUUCAAAAAUAUUUUAUUUAACAUGGUAUAAUUUUUGUCAAAUGCAUUAUUUAUGUAAACCUUACACUGGUACUUUUGUUUUAGGCACUUGCAUUCCAUUAGGCGCUGGGUGCAGUUAUUGGAAUAUUUUCAAAUGGCAAAAAUCUAGGAAAAGCUGAGGAAAAGCUUCUUGACUUGUUUGAGGCAAAAUGUAGGUAGGAUUAUUUUCACCAAAUGAUGUAAAUGGCUCUAGAAUGUUAUUAUUUGUAUAAAAUGAGCUGACAUAAUUUCUUGACUAAUUUUUUCUUUGUUUAGUAUUACCUACCGUAGAGAUUGAGACGAUGACUCAAUAGAUUAACAGUGGUAGAA
Messenger RNA from Sorghum bicolor (sorghum), 7075 nucleotides. RefSeq lists its product as uncharacterized. Lineage: Eukaryota; Viridiplantae; Streptophyta; Magnoliopsida; Poales; Poaceae. The record is from RefSeq and is a predicted model, not a curated record. The coding region runs from base 1 to 1275 and encodes 424 amino acids. The transcript has 4 exons.